Polyodon spathula (Mississippi paddlefish) is the source of this 1290-nucleotide messenger RNA. Its product is annotated as homeobox protein DBX1-B-like. Lineage: Eukaryota; Metazoa; Chordata; Actinopteri; Acipenseriformes; Polyodontidae. The record is from RefSeq and is a predicted model, not a curated record. The transcript has 4 exons. Gene Ontology annotation, biological process: cell differentiation in spinal cord; regulation of transcription by RNA polymerase II. Gene Ontology annotation, molecular function: DNA binding; DNA-binding transcription factor activity, RNA polymerase II-specific. The coding region runs from base 1 to 975 and encodes 324 amino acids.
AUGAUGUUCCCCAAUGUUAUUGCGCCUUCGGCGAUGUAUCCAAGUCUCCUGCGGCCAGCACCAACUCUGACACUGCCUCAGUCUUUGCAAUCUGCGUUUGGCAACCAUUCCAGCUUUUUAGUAGAGGACCUACUAAGGAUCAGCCGGCCUGCCAGCUAUUUCAACCGGACUGUCCAUUCGCCAAGCACGUCACCGUCAAUCUCAGAAGCCGCCACGCUAAACACAGCCUCAGCUGAUCACGUCAUCACCUCCACCACCGUGUCACGAGGAACCUGCUCUCCACUGACGUCACUCUCCACGAAUAACAGUCCCAGUUACCUGAAGUUUGGAGUUAAUGCCAUACUGGCGCCAUCUACGAGAAACGAGUCCUCCCUUCCUUUGAUUCAUAGCAUUCACCCAAAGGCUUUCCCGUUCCCGUAUUUUGACGGAUCAUUCCACCCUUUCAUCAGAUCCUCCUAUUUCCCAGCUUCGUCAUCAGUGAUUCCCAUACCAGGCACAUUCUCCUGGCCGCUCGCAGCCAGGGGAAAGCCGAGGAGAGGGAUGCUUCGCAGGGCUGUGUUUUCUGAUGUCCAGCGCAAAGCCCUGGAGAAAAUGUUUCAAAAACAAAAAUACAUCAGCAAACCCGACAGGAAGAAACUGGCUGCAAAACUUGGACUUAAAGAUUCCCAGGUGAAAAUUUGGUUUCAAAACAGAAGAAUGAAAUGGAGAAAUUCCAAAGAAAGGGAGCUGCUUUCUUCCGGCGGGUGCAGGGAACAGACCUUACCCACCAAAAUGAACCCUAACCCUGACCUCAGCGACGUGGGCAAAAAAUCCUCCGAGGAAGAAGAGUCGUUUUGCAGAGACAGUCCCCGGCCUUCAUUCUGCCAGUCCCCCGCGCAGCACAAAGUCAUCGAUACACAUUUAUUAUCACCCUCACACUCAAGCAAACACUCAGACUUCUCAGAAUCAGAGGACGAAGAAAUAAGAGUUUCGUAACUAUUAUACUUUAUACAACAUAAAUAAAAUAUAUGUUUUAUAUAAAGAUGACUUUAUACAAUAUUUGAGUGAUAAUAAAAUUAAAGAGAUGGUAUCCUGAUAGGGGCGCAUGUUAUUAUGCAAUUAGCUGAACUGACUCUUACUUUCAGUUUAUUAUAGGCUACGGAUAUAAUCAUUUUAAUGCCGUACAAUGUAUUUUUAAAAGCAGGUGGCUUUAACAGUGUAUUAGAUUCCACACUGUGCAGAACAAUAAAAUUAGCAAUUGUGUUUGGUUGCUAGUUUUUUUUAUAUAUAGUUUUUAAAGAGACAGACAGA